AUGAACAACGGAUUGUCUGUUGCGCCUGCUGUGCGUGCUAGGCAUUUUACCGUGUCCAAGUGGUGGAGGAGUCAGGAAGACAAGAGCGGACCAAAACCACCAUCUCGCCUCGCCAAAACCACAGCAGCGCUCAAAGCUGCCCUCCCACAGACCGGUGCCAUCACCAAGCGCGAGAACAUCCACACCAUCCCCAACUGGCUGACCUUCUCUCGCCUAGUCGCCGCCCCUUUCAUCGGCUACUGCAUCCUACACGAUCAUCAUGCCUGGGCCCUCGGUCUUUUCGCCUAUGCGGGCGUGACCGACCUUUUGGACGGCUGGAUUGCGCGGAAAUGGAACCAGGGUACUGUGGUCGGCACCAUCAUCGACCCCAUGGCCGACAAGACGCUCAUGACGGUGCUGACCGUGACGCUGGCAACCAAGGGACUCCUGCCCGUCUGGCUGGCCGUUAUUAUCUUGGGAAGGGACGUGGCUCUGGCUAUUUCUGCUUUGUACUUCCGCUGGAUCUCGCUGCCGCCGCCCAAGACGAUGGCACGGUAUUGGGACUUUUCGCUGCCCAGUGCGGAGGUCAGACCGACAGCGAUCAGCAAGUAUAACACCGCCUUGCAGUUGGGGUUGAUGGGGUUGACGACUGUGGCCCCGGUUGUGCCGGCGUUGGAUUUGGCGUGGAGUUUGAUGGUGAUGCAAUAUGGCGUUGCUGUCACGACGAUCUGGAGCGGUGCUAGCUAUGUGUAUAGCAAGGAUGCUGUCAAGAUUCUGACGCAACCUGCUACGCCCAAGGGUGCCGAGAAGGAAGGGAACACCAAGGUGGUCGAUGAGGUGGAGGCGAAGAAGGUGGAGGAUGAGAUGACCACCAAGCAGUAG
Molecule: messenger RNA, 861 nt
Organism: Neurospora hispaniola
Lineage: Eukaryota; Fungi; Ascomycota; Sordariomycetes; Sordariales; Sordariaceae
Product: CDP-alcohol phosphatidyltransferase-domain-containing protein
Exons: 3
Coding region: 1-861 (286 amino acids)
Biological process (GO): cardiolipin biosynthetic process
Cellular component (GO): mitochondrion; membrane
Molecular function (GO): cardiolipin synthase (CMP-forming) activity
Source: RefSeq, a predicted model, not a curated record